This is a messenger RNA of Anolis carolinensis (green anole), 669 nucleotides long. Its product is annotated as taste receptor type 2 member 10-like. Gene Ontology annotation, biological process: detection of chemical stimulus involved in sensory perception of bitter taste; sensory perception of taste; G protein-coupled receptor signaling pathway. Gene Ontology annotation, molecular function: G protein-coupled receptor activity; bitter taste receptor activity. The record is from RefSeq and is a predicted model, not a curated record. The coding region runs from base 1 to 669 and encodes 222 amino acids. Lineage: Eukaryota; Metazoa; Chordata; Lepidosauria; Squamata; Anolidae. Gene Ontology annotation, cellular component: membrane. The transcript has 2 exons.
AUGAACCGCAAAAUAGCAUAUACAUUGAUUACCUGGACUUUCAUGAAUAUGGCCAGCCUCUGGUCCGCCACAUGGCUAAGUGUUUUCUACUGUGUGAAGGUCGCUAACUUUACCAACUGCUUCUUUCUCUGCCUGAAGCCGAGGAUCAACAUGCUUGUGCCCAGGCUGCUUGGAAUGUCAAUAGUCAUUUCCAGCAUCUUCUCUGUUCCUUCAGUCAUUGAAUAUCUUGGACAAAUAAGGGGUGGCAACUUGACUGUAAUCUUAUCACUGAAUGUCAGCCAAAAUGAGUCUUAUAUUAAACCCUUAUUUCAUCUGCAGCUGACUUAUACUUCCAUAAAUGUCUGCAUAAGUAUAAUUGCAUCCAGUCUUUUGCUUGCCUCAUUAUGGAAACACACAAGGAAUCUGAAAAAAAGUGGUCUAGGUAGUAAAGACCUUAGCACUCAGGUUCACAAGAAUGUCAUAAUAGUGGUGUUCUCUUUUGUUUUUUUUUACCUUGCGUAUUUCACUGCUUCAAUAAUUGCAGCAAGUGAUGUUUUUAAGCCUCAUCGUCCUGAAUUUUUAAUAGUGGAUGUUUUGGCAACUUCAUUUCCUUCGACACACUGCAUUGUAUUAAUAUUGACUAAUCCCAAACUGAAAGAAAUGGCUGCUCGCAUUCUGAAUAUCAGAUAA